Ambispora leptoticha is the source of this 790-nucleotide messenger RNA. Lineage: Eukaryota; Fungi; Glomeromycota; Glomeromycetes; Archaeosporales; Ambisporaceae. The record is from the annotation of a GenBank genome assembly.
AUGUCUCAAUUCGUAUGCAUAAAGCCAACUACUAGUGCAACCGAACUUUUAUCGAUAAGGCUUCCGCAUCCAGUAACAGGUUUACCUGCGCGUUACUUUAUCCAAGAUGGAAAACUUUAUGAGGUGCAAAAAUGUGAGAGUCGGGAAGAGAGAUCUUGGUUUAUCAAUGACACUGUCCAAAAAGAUGGAUGUAUUUACAUAAUAACAAAAAUAGAUCCAUUAUUUGUUCUCUUACCAAUCUUGGUUGAUCGCCGGAAAAAGACAUCCAAUUCGCAAGGAUUUUUUCUAUUGAUUGAAGAGAUCUUAGACAGCAAUGAAUAUCCGAGUUUGAUUAAAUUACUGAGUAUUGUGAAUAUCGUGGAGUACUGUGAAUGGAUUUGCGAUACAAAAGAAUAUGACUCAAGUAAAAAAGUUUUCCGUCUGAAUGAUGAAAAAGUCUCUCAUCUAGUUCAAAGAUUCGAUGAAUUUGAGUCGUUACGAAACUUGAUAAACCGAUUUGACAACGAUUCAAGAUGUUCAGAAAUUCGACAAGCUCUACGGACUAAGGCGGUCCUCGAACUGUUGUCUGAAUAUCUUUCAUCUUAUUGGGCAGAAAAAUUAACAGGAUUUUAUAAUUUCGAGAAAUUGGAUGAACUAGAAAAAACCGCCAGCAUAUCUAUAGAUAAUCCAGAUGACUUUUAUGCAAAGCAAUCAUUGGAAAAAGAGUUUGGUUUUGGAAAGCAACAACCAGAAGCCAAGAAAAAAAAAUUAUCUCGUGCACAAGUUACUCUUUCAAAAGCAAAUACGAAAG